ACCUUUAUGAAUGAUUUCACCAUGGAUAUGUAAUGCUGCCGAAAAACUAAUUCAACUAUAAAUACCCUCAUCACACCACCAAAUCUCUUAUCACAAAAAAUUCACAAACCACAAAUUGUCAUCAAUGGAGGUUCUUUCCUGGGCUAUUUUGGCCUUAUCAUUGCUAGCUAUUCAUACACUCUUAUCAAUAAUUUUCACUUCUCCACGCCAAUCAAAACUUCCACCAGGUCCUAAGCCUUGGCCGAUUAUCGGUAACUUUAACCUUAUAGGUCCUCUGCCUCACCAAUCUCUUCACAAAUUAUCCCUAAGAUAUGGAGCAUUGAUGCAACUUAAGUUUGGUUCAUACCCAGUUGUGGUUGCUUCAUCAGCAGAUAUGGCAAAACAAAUACUCAAAACAAAUGACCAAAUCUUUGCCUCUAGACCCAAAACUGCCGCUGGAAAAUACACAACCUAUAACUUCCAAAACAUUACAUGGGCGCCUUAUGGACCGUAUUGGCGACAGGGCCGCAAAAUCUACCUCUGUGAGCUGUUUAGCUCGAGAAGGCUCGAAUCAUAUGAAUACAUUCGCGUCCAAGAAAGGCGUGAUUUCACGUCGCGUCUACUUGCCUUGUCUGGCAAGCCAGUUGUGCUUAAAGAGCAACUCUCGCGGCUUACUUUGAGCAUUAUUAGUAGAAUUGUUCUGGGGAAGAAGUACUUCAGCGAGCGUGAAGAUGGGAGUGCAAUUGUAACAAUUGAAGAGUUUCAAGAAAUGUUGGAUGAGUUGUUCUUGCUUAAUGGGGUCUUGAAUAUAGGGGAUUGGAUACCCUGGCUGGAUUUCCUGGAUUUGCAGGGGUAUGUAAAGAGAAUGAAGGCUCUAAAAAUCAAAUUCGAUCGAUUUCACGACCAUGUGUUGGAUGAACACAAGGCGAGGAAGGCCGGGGUUAAGGAUUUUGUGCCAAAGGACAUGGUGGAUUUACUGCUGCAACUAAGCGAUGAUCCUAGUCUUGAUGUCAACCUCAAUUAUGAUAGCGUCAAGGGGUUCACACAGGACUUAAUUGCAGGUGGCACAGACACUUCUGCAGUGACGGUGGAAUGGGCGAUGUCCGAGCUCAUGAAACAGCCAGACUUAAUAAAAAAGGCGACAGAAGAGCUCGACAGAGUAAUUGGAAGAGCAAGAUGGGUGGAAGAGAAAGACAUGCCACAACUACCUUACAUAGAAGCAAUAAUGAAAGAAACAAUGAGGAAACACCCAGUGGCCGUACUUCUUGCGCCGCAUUUGGCCCUUGAAGACUGCAACAUUGGUGGAUAUGACAUUGUAAAAGGAACUAGAGUCUUCAUUAACAGCUGGAGCAUGGGGAGGGACCCAAAAAUAUGGGAUGAACCGGAAGAGUUCCGGCCGGAGAGGUUUAUAGGGAAAGCAAUUGAUGUGAAGGGACAGAGUUUUGAGCUGUUGCCUUUUGGUUCAGGAAGGAGAAUGUGCCCUGGAUAUAGUCUUGGACUUAAAAUGAUUCAAUCAAGCUUGGCUAACAUGUUGCAUGGGUUCAAUUGGGAGUUAGCUGAUAAUAUGAGGCCACAAGAUUUGAACAUGGAUGAAGUUUAUGGAUUGGCAACACCUAGAAAGUUUCCUCUUGUUGCUGUCCUGGAGCCUAGACUCCCCAUUCAUCUUUACUAAAUAUUUUGCUUCCUUGAAAAUAUUAUAAAAGAAAUAUAAUAGUUUUGUCUUAUUCACAAA
Molecule: messenger RNA, 1711 nt
Organism: Tripterygium wilfordii
Lineage: Eukaryota; Viridiplantae; Streptophyta; Magnoliopsida; Celastrales; Celastraceae
Product: trimethyltridecatetraene synthase-like
Exons: 2
Coding region: 125-1651 (508 amino acids)
Molecular function (GO): iron ion binding; oxidoreductase activity, acting on paired donors, with incorporation or reduction of molecular oxygen; monooxygenase activity
Source: RefSeq, a predicted model, not a curated record